Molecule: messenger RNA, 3102 nt
Organism: Gregarina niphandrodes
Lineage: Eukaryota; Apicomplexa; Conoidasida; Eugregarinorida; Gregarinidae
Product: putative ABC transporter
Exons: 1
Coding region: 1-3102 (1033 amino acids)
Cellular component (GO): membrane
Molecular function (GO): ABC-type transporter activity; ATP binding; ATP hydrolysis activity
Source: RefSeq, a predicted model, not a curated record
AUGGCGGAUGAGACAGAUAUCCUGGCGAUAGGAUCACCGCCAGCCACCUCUCCAUCAUCCCAAACCAUUACGUUGUGGGCAGAGAAUAUCCAUUACAAGGUGGUGGAUAAGACCAUCAUCGACAAUGUCACCGUUCGGUGUCGAUCAGGCGAUUUGACGGUGAUGCUGGGGCCUAGUGGUUCGGGUAAGACGACCCUGCUGAAUGUGUUGGCGGGUCGUUUGAGGACUUUUGAUGAAGGUUCAGCGGGUAUAAAUAACAAGGUGAUUACUGAUAGUAUAUCGAAAUACCUAAUUAACUAUGUUAUGGCAACCGAUAGGCUUAACGAGUUUUUGACUGUGUACGAGACUUUACUUCAAACGGCCCAGCUGAAGCUGCCGCACAAGUCUUAUGAAGAGUGUCAAGUAGUGGUGGAGAAAUUAUUGGUUGAGUUACGUUUGGUCGAGUGUCGAGAUACAUUAAUUGGGGGCGUCUGGCGUAAGGGUAUUAGCAAGGGACAGAUGAAGCGUGUAUGUAUCGCCCAAGAACUAAUUGGUGACCCGCUUGCCUUGAUAUUGGACGAGCCUACUACAGGUUUGGACAGUUCAUUAAGUUAUGAGCUCAUCCAAAUUUUGAGCAAUGUCGCUAAAGAAAGGGACAUCAUUGUGUUAUGUACCUUGCAUCAGCCGAAUCAGAGGAUGUUCGAUGUCUUUGAUCAGUUGAUUAUAAUGGCUGAAGGUCGGGUUCUAUACCAGGGUCCGGCAAAGGCAGCCUUUGGAUAUUUUGUGAGUCAAGGUGCAAUAACUGAUCCAGAUGCGCAGUUUGACAGUGUUCCAGACAUACUGCUGGAGGUGGCCUGCAACAUUCAGCGAGACGAUGGUGGUAAUAAUGACGAAGAAGGUAUGCGUCAUGGGUGUCAUGCGUCCUGUCGUUCGCUCAAGUGGCAAGUGAAGACAUGGACGAGAAGAUAUCACCACGCUGGUGCGACGCAGAAUGAGAGAUAUGAAGAGUUGCCGGGAAUGGACAAGAUCCAGACUAUUACAGAUGCGCAGUCUUGGACAGCUCAGUACAGAAUCGUUUUCAUGAAAUAUUUGAAGACGAACUGCAGGAACCCACUAACAAUUAUGAUCAUUCUUUUAACCAACAUUGUACAGGCCAUUCUACUCGGAUGCUUAUUCUUCCAGAUGGAAAGUGAUGUCAAGACGGUAACAACUCGCCCAUUCAAUGAAUGGUCAAUUUUCCAAACCCCCAUGCUCUAUUACCUUGAUAAUGGCCUUACAAAUGAUACUGCCCACAAAGUCGACCCACUCCGGGAUAUGAUGGUCGGUGGCAUUGAUGGUCAGGGCACGAGCAUGGUCUUUGAUAUUAUGGCCAAUCCGGAUAUGGUGCAAUGGCUCUUUGAUUUUAUCAAGUGUUUCCGAAGCAACAUCCCUUACGAUACGUCCGGCUACCCCCGGUGGAACUUCGUCGACCCGGAUGACUCUACCACCACCAGUACCCCCAUAAUCAGCACCACCAGCAGCAGCAGCAGCAGCAGCAAGGUGGGAUUUCUGGACAUAGGACUGGACCAGUGCUGGAACUGGGAGAAUGCUUAUGAGGACACAACGUUCGGUGGGUGGUCACUGGAGCAGGGGGUUACAGCGGGAACUGCCAUUUUGCAAAUCAUUGACUCGGUUAUGGCUAAUGACGCGGCGAAGGACUGGCCGGACUUCCAAGCGGACCGGGAGAACCUCCUUCCUUUCUGGUACUCCGUCCAGACAAAAAUGGCACCAUAUGGCAACACUGGUCUCUGCUGCGCCGGAGACCCCUUCGGCUUCGCUGCCAUGGGGGGGGUGGUGUGCUCGAACGUUCUGGGCGACUACCCGCAGCCCACUUUCCCAGGACAUAUGUACUGGCCGGAGAACGCGGGUCAGAAGGUAAUCCAGUUCUUGCAACAGAAACCCGUGCUUGACACAGUUGCUAUGGUGGUUAGUCGUGUUCACUCCGACGUGGAAGCCCUGGCUGCCAAACGUAGGCUGCAACAAGACAAUUACGGAGGGAAGUUUGGCGGAGACAAGUACCACGAGUUUGGCGGAGAGAGGUACCACGAGUUUGGCGGAGACAAGUACCACGAGUUUGGCGGAGACAAGUACCACGAGUUUGGCGGAGACAAGUACCACGAGUUUGGCGAAGCGAGUUUGCGUGAGACAGGCAGCCGAAUUGGUGACGCGAUGAAGGCGGUGGCGCGGUCUGCUCCCAAACGAGCAUUGGGGAGUGGUUUGGGUGGAAUGGUUACGGACUUAGUGGACUUGAUCAUCGGCAAUCCCGGCUCCCCAUUAUACCAAGUAAUGGUUGCGUUUGCGGGUAUUAUCGAUAGGUUAUCGGCUAAGAAUUGUGGAACGGUUUAUUGUGAGUACUUGAGAGAGUUAUGGUCUACAGGUGAGAAGACAUUAAACGAUUUGAGUUCGACCAUUUUGACGGUGUUGAAUUUGUGUGGUACGAUCUUCUUCUUGUGUGCGAACCUUGGAUUUAGUUCCUACGAUGUCUUGCUGCAAUUCCCCAAGGAUCGUGCGAUCUUCAACCGAGAGCGCGCGAACGGUAUGUAUCGUACGAGUUCGUUCCUGAUGGGAAAGAUGGCUGCAGAGAUGCCCUUCCACAUACUGCCCGGCAUCACAUGGUCGGUUAUCUACUUUUUUAUGGUUGGUCUUGACUCCUCAGGCUGGCGAGUACCUCAGUAUAUCGGAGUUGCCGCACUCAUCUCUUUUACUGCCUACUCCAUGGGCUACUGUGUCAGCUCGGUCGUUCUGCGACUCGAAACCAGUAUCGUCUUCUCGCCACUCGUACUCGUCGUUAUGCUUGUUCUAGCAGGAUUCUUCAUGCGAGACUCAGAGUUCCCAGCAUGGGUCAACUGGGCCAAGUACCUUAGCAUAUAUCGCUGGGCAUACUUCGCUGUCACGCUCAUCAACUUCCCUCCACACGGCACCUUCGGAGCCAUACCCAACUCUCUAGCACUCAUCCUCGCAGGCGUCACCGACACCGUCCUCUACCACUCCUGUCUCUACAUGCUCUGCAUCUCGCUCGUCUGCCGCAUCGCCUGCUACUUCGGCCUCAAGUACCUACAUACCACGCAGGGAAUAGAAGCCUAA